Molecule: messenger RNA, 506 nt
Organism: Dictyostelium purpureum
Lineage: Eukaryota; Evosea; Eumycetozoa; Dictyosteliales; Dictyosteliaceae
Exons: 4
Coding region: 34-420 (128 amino acids)
Cellular component (GO): cytosol
Molecular function (GO): deaminase activity
Source: RefSeq, a predicted model, not a curated record
UUAUUUAGAAGUUUCACAACAAAUAUUAAUAAAAUGUCAAAAGUCGUCGUCAGCACUAAAAAUGCACCAGGUGCCAUCGGUCCAUACAGCCAAGCCAUUAUCGCUAACAACCAAGUUUUUGUUUCAGGUUGUCUCGGUUUAGAUAAAGAUACUAUGGCUUUUGUUCAUGAAACUGAUGUUUCAGCUCAAACCAAAAGAGCUUUAGAAAAUAUGAAAAAUAUUUUAGAAGCUGCUGGUUCAUCAAUGGAAAAAGUUGUUAAAACCACUAUUUUAUUAAAAUCAAUGGAUGACUUUGGUGCUGUUAACACUGUCUAUGCCACUUUCUUCCCAGUUGACCCACCAGCCAGAUCAACUUUUGCUGUUGCCUGUUUACCAAAAAAUGCUUUAGUUGAAAUUGAAUGUAUCGCCAUUCACCAAUGAAUCUCUAAAGCAAAAUUAUAAAUAACACUAUAGUUUUGCAAACCUUUCCCCUAUAUAUAUUAAUAAAGAAAUAAUUUUUUAAAAAA